AUGGAGGAACAGCGUGGUAACGUCAGCGAAGAGGUGCUGGGGUCUAGCUUAACAAUGGAGAAAGUUGCUGCGGCUAAACAGUACAUCGAGAAUCACUACAAGAAUCAGAUGAAAAGCAUCCAAGAGCGCAAAGAAAGGCGAUGGAUAUUGGAAAGAAAGUUAGAAUCAUCCGACUUUCCCGAAGAAGAACAGAUAAAUCUCAUCAAGGAUUUAGAGCGAAAGGAGACAGAAUUUAUGCGGUUGAGAAGGAACAAGAUAUGUGUAGAGGAUUUUGAUCUUUUAACCAUAAUUGGACGAGGAGCUUAUGGUGAGGUUCGAUUAUGCCGGGAGAAAAAAUCUGGCAAUAUUUAUGCCAUGAAGAAGUUGAAGAAAUCUGAAAUGCUUUCAAGAGGACAGGUGGAGCAUGUUAGGGCUGAGAGAAACUUACUGGCAGAAGUGGCCAGCCACUUCAUAGUAAAAUUAUAUUACUCUUUUCAAGACGCUGAAUAUUUGUAUCUUAUUAUGGAAUAUCUCCCUGGUGGCGACAUGAUGACUCUGCUUAUGAGAGAAGACACUCUGUCUGAAAGUGUGGCUAAAUUUUACAUUGCUCAAAGUGUCCUGGCAAUUGAAUCCAUUCACAAGUAUAAUUAUAUUCACAGGGACAUAAAACCUGAUAACCUGCUUCUUGAUAAAAAUGGUCACAUGAAGCUCUCAGACUUUGGUCUUUGCAAGCCUCUUGAUUGCCGAACUCUGUCUACUGUGAAUGAGAAUGAGGCCAUGGAUGAUGAGAAUAUAAGGCAACCAAUGGAUAUUGAUGGUCGUUUUGCAGAUGCUGCUAAUGUUGGUAAUUGGAGAAGUCCUCGUGAACAACUUCAACACUGGCAGAUGAAUCGGAGAAAGUUGGCAUUUUCGACUGUGGGUACUCCAGACUACAUUGCUCCAGAAGUGCUACUGAAGAAGGGAUAUGGCAUGGAGUGUGACUGGUGGUCGUUGGGUGCAAUUUUGUAUGAAAUGCUCGUCGGCUACCCUCCAUUUUAUUCAGAUGAACCAAUGACCACUUGCAGGAAGAUAGUUCAUUGGCGAAAUCACCUGAAAUUUCCUGAAGACUCCAAAUUGAGUCCUGAGGCUAAAGAUUUGAUCUGUCGGUUACUCUGUGAUGUGGAACAUAGGCUUGGUACUGGAGGAGCAGGGCAGAUCAAGGCUCAUCCUUGGUUGAAGGAUAUUGAAUGGGAUAAGCUAUAUGAAAUGGAAGCAGCCUUUAAACCAAUGGUUCAUGGGGAGCUGGACACCCAAAACUUUAUGAAGUUUGAUGACUAUCAAGAUUAUAUAAACAAGGGUCCUUUGGUACGUGAUAAGCUUAUGUCCGUGAAGAGACCCUCACGAAAGAUACGUCUUAAUUCUGAAGAUUUAAGCUUUGUGGGCUACACAUACAAGAACUUUGAUGCUGUUAAGGAGGCAUUGCGUCAGUCACCAGAUCUUAUCAGGAGUACAUCACUGAGUCGGUCAUCAACUGAUUCCAUAUUUGGUGAUCCCAAGGGGGGCCCAACGAGGAAAGCAGCAUCUGAGGAAACAGACGUGCAGAUGAUCACGACAAUGGAUGAUGUGAUGUCACCAUGA
Molecule: messenger RNA, 1596 nt
Organism: Fraxinus pennsylvanica
Lineage: Eukaryota; Viridiplantae; Streptophyta; Magnoliopsida; Lamiales; Oleaceae
Source: the annotation of a GenBank genome assembly